This is a messenger RNA of Helianthus annuus (common sunflower), 2155 nucleotides long. Its product is annotated as vacuolar protein sorting-associated protein 45 homolog. Gene Ontology annotation, cellular component: Golgi membrane. Lineage: Eukaryota; Viridiplantae; Streptophyta; Magnoliopsida; Asterales; Asteraceae. The transcript is spliced from 9 exons. The record is from RefSeq and is a predicted model, not a curated record. Gene Ontology annotation, biological process: intracellular protein transport; vesicle-mediated transport. Bases 223 to 1923 code for a protein of 566 amino acids.
UUACAAGCAUAUUCUAUUACCCGACCCGAUAACCGAACCGACUAGUACCCGAAAAAAAUACCCAAAACAAAUCAUGGGUAACCGACCGACCCUAAAACUUGAAUUUAUUUAUUCGUUAUGAACAGUCGCAUUGAGGAUUAGGAAAUCACAACCUGCAAUUGUUGUUGCGAUCUGAAUCCCUAAAAUAGAUCUAUCUAUCCCAUUGAGAUUUGGAUUUUAAAGAUGGUGGUGGUGUCAUCUGUAAGAGACUACAUAAAUCGUAUGCUACAAGAUAUUUCUGGCAUGAAAGUCCUCAUACUUGAUUCCCAAACGGUAAGUGUUGUGAGCGUGGUGUAUUCUCAGUCAGAACUUUUGCAAAAACAAGUGUUUCUGGUAGAAUUGGUUGAUUCGAUUUCCAUGUCAAAGGAGUCCAUGUCACAUCUCAAAGCCGUUUAUUUUCUCCGCCCGACUUCAGAAAAUAUUCAGCAUUUCAAACGCCAGCUUGCUAAACCGAGAUUUGGAGAAUAUAACCUUUUUUUUUCAAAUAUGUUGAAUACUACUCAGCUCCAUAUCUUAGCGGAUUCAGACGAACAUGAAGUUGUUCAACAAGUGCAGGAGUUUUUUGCCGAUUUUGUCGCACUAGACCCCUACCAUUUCACUUUGAACACACCAUCAAAUCAUAUGUAUAUGCUCCCUGCUGUCGUAGACCCUCCAAAGCUACAAACUUACUGUGAUCGAAUCGUAGAUGGAAUUGCAGCCAUCUUUUUGGCUCUUAAAAGGAGGCCCGUUAUUCGAUAUUCACGAACAUCUGAUAUCGCUAAACGCAUAGCACAUGAAGCUUCUAAGCUGAUGUAUCAGCAGGAAAGUGGCCUUUUCGAUUUCAGACGCACCGAAAUCUCUCCUUUGUUGCUUGUAAUUGAUAGGAGAGAUGAUCCUGUUACUCCUUUACUGAACCAAUGGACUUAUCAGGCUAUGGUGCAUGAGUUGAUAGGUAUUAAAGACAAUAAGGUAGAUUUAGGAAAUGUUGGAAAAGAUGAGCAGCAGGAGGUUGUAUUGUCGUCUGAACAAGAUGCCUUUUUCAAGGCUAAUAUGUAUGAAAACUUUGGAGACAUUGGAAUGAGUAUAAAGCGGAUGGUGGAUGAUUUUCAGCAAGUGGCCAAAAGCAAUCAGAACAUUCAAACAAUAGAAGAUAUGGCUAAAUUUGUUGACAAUUAUCCAGAAUAUAGAAAAAUGCAAGGAAACGUGUCUAAGCAUGUAACCCUGGUGACAGAAAUGAGCAAGAUAGUUGAAGAGCGAAAACUUAUGUUAGUUUCACAGACCGAACAAGAAUUGGCUUGCAACGGUGGUCAAGGAGCUGCAUUUGAGGCUGUGACAAAUCUUUUGAAUAACGAAAGUGUGUCGGACAUGGAUCGACUACGGCUGGUAAUGUUGUAUGCUUUACGUUAUGAGAAAGAGAGCCCUGUUCAACUGAUGCAGCUUUUCAAUAAGUUGGCUUCUCGGUCCCCCAAGUAUAAGCCUGGGCUUGUACAAUUCCUUCUAAAGCAAGCAGGGGUUGAUAGACGAACGGGAGAUCUGUAUGGUAACAGGGAUAUCUUGAAUAUUGCACGUAACAUGGCUCGUGGACUAAAGGGGGUUGAGAACGUCUACACCCAGCAUCAACCGCUUUUAUUCCAAACAAUGGAGAGCAUUACAAAGGGCAGGUUGAGAGAUCUUGAUUAUCCUUUUGUUGGCAAUCACUUUCAGCAGGGCAGGCCACAAGAGGUGGUGAUCUUUAUUGUUGGUGGGACUACAUACGAGGAAUCUCGUUCAGUUGCUCUACAGAAUUCAUUGAAUUCCGGAAUUCGCUUUAUACUCGGAGGAUCCACUCUUCUAAAUUCUAAAAGGUUUCUUAAGGAUCUUGAAGAAGCUCAAAGGAUUGUUCGAUCAAGCACCGGUGUUGUUUAGAUGUUAAAUAUGAAUUUACAUAUUUCUUUUUCUUGAAAUUGCACUUGGGAUAUGUGUUUUAACUUUUGAGCACGCGCUGGAGAUGUAAAAAAUUUAACCGGAGAUGGACCUGUCAAUCGAGCUCUGAUAAUUGUUCGAGACAUGGACCAUAGUAUAGUGGCUUGUUUGAUGUGGUUAAUAAGAUCUUUACAGGGAUAUAUACAUGAAUGCUAGCUGUAUAAUUUGUUUUUUG